GUGAGUAAACACUUGGGCCUCGGUGCGCGGCCACCAUUAUCUUGCUUGGGCAUAUUUGACCACUACGAUGGGCGGUUGAAGACUGACCACAAGACGUCCGUUGGUCACUACAUUAUUUUCUCGAAGAUGGGACAUGUUUUAUUUAGGAACAGAACGAAAAGAUCAUUUUCUUAGUUAUUGUUGCUGUUCACGUUGGGGGAAAGGAAUAAGACUUUCCUCAGUGGCUUUCAUACAAACAUAAUUCUUUAUAUAACAAGGCGCUGGAUGCCUUAUACCGAUGAUGACAUUAAAACGCGGAUCUCUGCACUGGUUUACCAGGCUGUGUGGAGUAAUUUGUCUAUUUCUGUGGAGUAUAUCAACCACCGUUAACGCUCAAGACUGGCCUUGUGGAUACAACAGUAGAGCGUGCACUGCCAUAGAUUAUACGCUAGGACGAUUCGCAGUUCCAGGCGAUUGCCAGAAAUAUUUCAGGUGCGCCUUCACUGCAGAUGGGACAUUUAUAUGGGAGAAAAAGAACUGUGGCAGAAAUAAAGCUUUCGUCCCGCUUGAUGAUCUUACAGGAUAUUGUCAGAGGAACGCAGAUUGUUCUCCGGUAACUUGCGCCACGCCAACUACGACGCCAACUACGACGCCACCGCCAACAACCAGCAUUCCGACCACAACAACUCCAAGAACAACGUCAACACCUAGAUCAACAUCUACAGUAUCAUCAACGCCUGUUCCGACACCGCCUUCAGACCCUCCUUCAAGCAGUCCAAGUUUAUCUCCGUUACCAGGUAACAAUUCAGGAAACUUUCCCGAAAGUACAGAGAAGCAAACCAGCGGUGUAGAUGGCGGUGCUGUCGCUGGCGGAGUAAUCGGCACCUUGCUCGUGCUGGGUUUGAUCUUGGUGGGAUUUCUUUGGUGGCGGAGGAAGGAAUGGGUGUUAAGUAUCUUCGAGAGAUUUAAACUGAAGGAAAAGGGCGGCGCUGCAGAUAUGCACGAUCCAAUGUACCGGGACUCCGAGAAAAGAGUAAUAGAAUCACCCACGUAUAUCGUUGAUUCUGAGGAUAUUUACACAGAACUACCUGACCAAACGUAUGCUAACGAUUCGCAACCAGAACCUCUCAGAACCAAAGCCACGAUCUUGGCAGCAGCUCACAAUAACAAUGAAGUCCAGAAAAGUCCCGCGUUCGUACACCGAACCAAUUCGCUAUAUUCCGUCAACGACAAUGGCAAAGAAGAACCUGUAUAUCACUUUGCCGAUGACCCCCAAGUAGAACCAACAUACUCUUUGGCGUCAAACGAUAAUCCUGCUUUUUCAGCAGACGACAACACGGCCGCGCAAGCGCACUACGACCUGGCAGGUCACGUGGGAUCAGAUGACGUGUAUUAUGAUACGGUAGCUGAAACUUUGGCUGGAGAUUCAAUCAAAAGACGCGACACGGGCACUAAAUCUAUGACACCUGAGCUGAAAACGAAACCGAAACAUCCUCCAUAUGCUAAGGUUCUGCGUAAACAAAGCAGUACGGAUGAAUCUGGAUAUAGCCAUCUUGUAGUGGCUGCAUCUGAACCUCACACAUACAGUGAACUAGAACGCUCAACUGAGGUUUAUGAAAAUACUGCCCAGUUAAAAGAAAGCAGCGUCGCUUAGCUUUCACCGGUUGGUGAACUAUUCCUUUUUUUUCAUUCAUACAUUCCAAUAUUAUUAGAUUUUAACGCCAAAUAAUUUUUAUACCAUGUGCUGGUCACAUUGGGAUUUUAUACCUUAUAAAAACAGAGUAUAUUGAUAUGAAAUAUUGUUUUUCUCGGAGAGCUGUUUAUAAAGGUGUAUCCAGUUGCUUUUCAUAACUUACAAUACUCUUCCAUAAUAAUUAAUUAGUGGUAGUAAUUUUACUAGCCAUUUGCUAUUUGUUAAAUCAUCAAUAUAUUUCAAGGAAUAUAAACUGAUCUUCCUUUUUAGUCCCUGCCUAUAGACCUUUUGCUAAUGACUUCACAUGCCUUUUCUCCAUGACGGACUGAUUUUUGUGGCCAAAAAUAACCUACAUGUAGUAUAUGGUAGAUAGCACAUUGGACUUCCUUCUUUUCUGUCGAGACAUUGACUUAAUACUCUUCACAAACUGACAAAAGGAUCAAUAGUUUAUGAACUCUAUGGACUGUAAGUCACACUGCCAUGCUGUGUAGAUAUACAUGUACAUGCAGUAGAUUAUAUACAUAUACGUGUGCCUUAAAAUGCAGUUACCAAUAUUUGGAAGUAUACUCAUAUU
Messenger RNA from Lingula anatina, 2246 nucleotides. RefSeq lists its product as uncharacterized. The record is from RefSeq and is a predicted model, not a curated record. Lineage: Eukaryota; Metazoa; Brachiopoda; Lingulata; Lingulida; Lingulidae.